UCCAUUACAGUAAAACGUUAAGGAAAUUGGUGGUCAUUUCAUUACUUAUUCCUACGACAACUGUCAGUGAAACGAGGCGGAAUCGUAUUUUGUAUUUUAUAAUUUAAAAUCUAUUUAAUAUGCAUAAAGUGUGUUGUUUACUACAAGACUUAUAGUAAAUACGUCAUUCCAAAAUUAAGAGUUUAGAUAGUGGAAAAUUCAAUAUAAAACAUCUGACAUAGUGUUUUUGCUACACCUGCCGAAAGUAACGAGUUUUAUCUUUUUUAAUCGAGCGUAUAUUAUUGCUUAAUAUGUUUUGUAUAUUGUUUGAAAUUACAAAUAUACGAAACAACAGUCUUACAUAAAUAUAUGAAUACCGAUUUUUUUUCAAAAAGGCUUCUCUGUGUUCCAGAAAAUAUAUAAGUUAAAAAUAAGUAAACUCGUGAAUUGUGUUAAGAAAAAAAUAUUUAUGGGAAUCUUUUUCCACUUACAGAGACCUUAAGAAUUUUUAGAUAAGUAUCGUCAAAUUACUAUUUGUGAAGCAUCCAGCACUUUAUUACAUCAAAGGAUUUUCUUCAACUCACAAAAUAUCAAAUUAUACCACUGGAAAAAUCAAGAAGUUUCUUCGAAAACAAUGGAAUAUAUGGACUUAAACAGAACAAACACGUCGAUUUCAAAAACGGUUGAAAAUAACGAAACUACCCCCACGGAAGUCGUAAUAAUAUGUUCUUUGAUUUUUAUUGUGAUAGGAGUAAUUGGAAUAGGUGGAAAUUUGUUGGUGAUUAUUUCUGUGAUGUGCAACAAGAAGAUGAGAACAUCCAUGACAAACCUACUGAUUACAAAUCUCGCGGUUGCAGAUUUAAUGAUCAUGGUAUUUGGAAUACCUGAGAUAAUAGAGUUCAUGAAGAAAAAUGGAUGGACCUUGAAUUUAUUGACGUGCAAGAUUAAUCGCUACAUCUUGGUGUCCGCACUCUAUGGCUCUAUUCUCACAUUGCUGGCUCUAUCAGUUGAAAGAUACAUCGCCAUUAUACAUCCGAUCAAGGCUCAUAUCUUAUGCAACAAAAGAAGACUUGUCGUUGUACUAGGAUGUAUUUGGCCUUUUGCCUGGAUUGCCGGUUUACCGACACUUCUGUUCAACACACUGGAUCAUAGUGGGCCGGAUCGUCGGUUACAAUAUUGCAUGAUACAAUUCCCAGGGGACCACAUGCACGUUUUUCUCGCGUUCAAAUACGCAGAGUCAUUAUUAUUCUACUAUAUGCCACUCGUUUUACAGAUAAGUUUGUAUUUUCGAAUUUCCCGGCAUCUUUUUAUCGGAACAGAUCGUUUGUAUCGAAUAGUACAUACGAGAGAUCUCAAUGGAAUGCCUGCAGAAAGGUUUUCUGAAGCUUUACAAGCAAGGAGGGGUGUCGUGAAAAUGUUAAUUCUAAGUGUCUUUGUUUACCUUUUUAGUUAUUCCCCGCACCAGUUCUUACUCAUCUGGAAUACAUUUGCACCAAAAACGUUUCAUGAGAACUGGACUUAUCUCGUAUUUACUAUGAUCAUUGCUUAUGUAAAUUCGGCCGCUAACCCGAUAUUAUACAGCAUAUUUAGUCAGAACUUUCGACAGUGCUACAAACAGUUCGCAUUUUGUGCAAUUGGAAUGCGUAAACCGGAGAAUAAAGCGAGAAGUAGGCCACCGUCUACAAACGUACAUGGCUCACCAAAAUUAUGGCGACAUAUGAGUACAGCGACAGCAUCAACAAACGUGUAAACAAUCAUAUGAUUGCUCGUGUGUGUAUGUGUUGUGUCGCAAUGUAAUUACAUUCAUUAUAACAUGAGCAACUUGUUUGUCUGAAAUGUUUUAUAUUGUCGCAUAAGUUUUUCCAUGAAAACAUAGAUAACCUUAUGCAUUAUCCACUUACUGGUUUUCAAACAAAAAACGGUAAGUGCAUAAGUGAUAAGGCUAUCAAAUCCACUCAAACUAAGAUUAACGAAUCAUACAUCACACAACAGUAUAAAGUAUUUUUCUGUUUUGAGGCAGGUCAUCUGUAUGUAAACAGGAAAGAAACAUCACUUUUUUAUCAUUUAUUUUACAAAACUGUAUCAUAACCACAUUCUUGUUAAAGUUUUUGUUAUGAAAAUUGUAUGUUAAAUGAACAUUGUAUAUGUUUGCGUGUGUCAUCGAUGAUCAGGUCAAGCAACAACUCUCCAAAGUAAUAUUUUGUUGUUCAAGUAUACUAAUAUAAACUUCUAAUUCUCCCUCGAUAUUAUUUGCAAUAUCUUUCAUAGGAGUGUAUUUACAAAAUUUCUAAUACCCUUACAAAUCUUAUAAAUAAUAUGUUGAAAUUAAAUAAAAUCAUUUUAUGAAACUAUGUCAUUUUAUUCAUUUUACGAGCGCUGUCCAUCUUUUAACAGUCACAAAAGUACAUUUGAAGCUUCUUCAUUUUAACAUUCAAAUAAUAUUUAUUAUCAUACUGAGGGUUGGUUAGGAAUUAUUUCUGAUUUUUAUGAUCAAAUAUCAAGCCAGAUUUAAUUUCUCCUAUAAUAGUAAAGAAGUAAUUUUCCUUUUGUUAUGACUUUUGUUAUGACUGUCAUGCUAUUCUAGUAAAGAAGUAAUUUUCCUUUUGUUAUGACUUUUUUUAUGACUGUCAUGAUUUUCUUGCAUUCCAAUGAACUUCGUUCGCUUGUUUAUAAUAGAAAUCUAUGUAUUCUUUUGUGACUUUUUAAAAUUAGGUCAAGGUAGUUAAAUAAAUUAAAAGAUGUAGUAGCCUUUAUCAAUUUCGUUGAAACCUGAAAGCGUUUUCUUAAUCAUGUUUUCUUCUAACCAUAUGAGGGGAAUUUCAUAAAUAUACUAUUUGUAAUAUGAAAGGUAUUGCAAAAAAAAUCUCAAGAGUGAGUUAAAAGUUUCUUUAAAUGUAUAUGUUGUAUUUUAUUUUCAUGCCGAAGGAGUCGAAAACUAGGAAGGCAUAUAGUGUUAGAACAGCCGUCAUUUCGUCCUUCGCACUUUCUUGUGUACUCAAGUUCUACAGUUUGAUCAAAUUCUAACGUAGCUAAGUACACAUCAUAAAACAUGAAGUGGACAUACGCAUAAUUUUGGGAUUUUUAUGAUAUAUUUUCUUUUAGUUAUGUCCCUUUAUGGACUUAUCAAUACCGGUAUUAAAAGUACAGCUAUAUAAUGAGUAUUUAGCAUCUCCUCUAGUUUCCAUCCUAUUAAAACGGCACUUGGUUUACAUCAUCAAUAUGAAGUGGACAUACACAUAUGAACGUUCAUGUCCAGUCACUAUUUUUAGGUUAUGCCCCUUUUCUAGGCUUAGCCAUAUUACAACUACAUCUGUGCCAUGUUUACAGUACAUUAUCAAAAUGAAUUGGACAUGUACAUAUUAUCGGUAAUUAUAUGUCAUUUUUUUAUUUUUAAGCUAUAGCUCCUUCUAUAUUAGAAAUAUUAGAAGUACCGCUGUACAAUGAGUACUAAAGUCAAGUCCUCUACCCCUACAAUUUCCACCUACUAGUAGUGUAAACGAAAUUUAGGAUACAUUGUCAACAUAAAGCCACAUGUUAUGUUUAUUUCUUGAGGUUUAACCAUAGUACGUGUACAUUUGUACAUUUUAUACUCGACUUCACCUACAGUUUCCUUCUAAUUCAAAAGGAACUUGAUAUCCGUUAUCAGCUUCAAUAGACAUGCACAUAUUGUUGGGACAUUUUUGUCGGAGUUUAUUUUGAAUUUGCCCCCUUUUCUGAACUUUUCUUCUAUCAAGCAUUUUCAAGGGAUAUGUGUCAUACAAUGUUGACAUCAUUCUUUUUAUGUUAUAUUUAUGUUAUAUACAUGUAGUAACUUGAAUACAUUAAACGACUCUAUUGUCCUUUACACAGGAUUAAAUUACCUUAAAUACAAACAGGUUUGCCUAUGAUCGGCUUAUCAGUGUAUAUAACGUCACUAUGGUAGUGUGAAUAAAGAUUCAAAAUUUCCUAUAGCAUAAUUGAAAAUUCUCAUAAAAAAGAAAUGUUUUACCAUAAACCGUCAAUAAACUUUAAAAAUAAGUAAUAAAAUACACAGUUUCAAACAAAAAUCCAAUUUCGGGGAUAACACGUAGAUAUGUUUUAAAUUUUAAAAAUGUUUUGCAUAGUAAGAAAUAACAAGAGCUCGUCGAAGACGA
Messenger RNA from Mercenaria mercenaria, 4112 nucleotides. RefSeq names its product neuropeptide receptor 15-like. Gene Ontology annotation, molecular function: G protein-coupled receptor activity. Lineage: Eukaryota; Metazoa; Mollusca; Bivalvia; Venerida; Veneridae. The record is from RefSeq and is a predicted model, not a curated record. Bases 614 to 1729 code for a protein of 371 amino acids. Gene Ontology annotation, biological process: G protein-coupled receptor signaling pathway. The transcript has 2 exons. Gene Ontology annotation, cellular component: plasma membrane.